CGUCAGUUGAACUCGGUAGUGGGAGCGGCUGGCGCGCAGUUUUAUUUCGGUCGAGAGUGUUUGCCGGGGAGUAAGUAAGCAGGCAAGGAGUCAGGCAGGCAGGCAAGCAGGGGUACCAUAACCGGUUACCAGGCCUCAGUAAAAAAAAAAAAACAAUGGAGGACAGUUACACGGUGCAUCGUCGCCGCAAAGCGGCGGCAAGAAGACGCGAAAAGACGCCGGAUCCCCCGCGUCGGGAGGAAGAAUCCGGCGAGGAUGAUACCGUGGCUAGGGCGAAGAUGGAGAGGAUGGCUGAAGACACGGAAAACAUGGCUCUUCGGGUCGACGAUCAGCCACCGGCGAGCGACGUCAGGGUCGAAAAGGUGCGUCGAAAAGGGGCUGGGAAUGGUACCGGAAAUCAGCCGGAACCCGAAGCAGCGGAAGCCGGGAUCGAAACCGAGUUAAAACCAUCCAAUGCGGACGAUGCAUCCGACGCGGUGAAGAAAAUGGUCAAAAAGUCCGUCACAGAGAGCGACGGAAGCGAGCCAGCUAAAUUUAGCCACGUUUCAGAGAGCACUGUGCGGCCACGUGACGAGACUGACGUACCAACGCCGCGGAACGAUACUGAGGAUAUUCGAAACGCCGUUGUUGACACCGCGCCAAAACGUCAUCCGGAUGAAAAGAUGGCGGCGGCGGUAAACGAAGGCGCCGAUUUUCAUCCAAAAAAACGAUCCCGCGACAGAUCGGCGCAGAGCAAACAGAUUCCCUUGACCGACUCCAGCGAGGAUCAGGACGAGGGAAUGAGGUCCUUGCGUAGGAAAAAGUCACCCGAGGGUCUCAGGGCCAAGACUCGUUCUCGACAUACGGCGCCUCCAGCUGACACUGAUGAAGAUCAGACCACCUCGAAUGCGGAAUCGAAGGUGAAGUUGAACCGCGAUAAGAGGCGAACCAGCAGGCACAGGUAUUCGACAGGUACCGAAGACGAGUCCGGGACCAGGAAAAGCGAUUCUGGAGCGAUUACGAAAGGGGUUCAGAAGGUUUCUGUGGAGCUGGAUAACGAACCAAAGGCGAAAGUGCGGGAGAAAAGGUCCCUGAGUCGACAUCGGUACCCAAGCGAAUCGGAAGAGGAGGUCGGGAUCAGGAAGAGCGAGACCUUCCCCCAGAGGUCGGCCGACAAGCAGAUUAUACGGAGGUCGGCAUCCGAGAUGAAGAAGCAGAUCAUUCCGCUGAAAGAUGACAGUCUCAUAGAGGACUUCGCCAAGGCGCAAGAGGAGUAUUUGAAACGAGAACGCGGAAUUCUUGAUCAUGACGACAUGGACGAUGACCGGAAGUAUGCAGCUGACAGAACGGAUCCUACGACAUUGAGGAAACGUAAACUUGGCGUCCUCCAUUCGGACCCCGAUGAAGCGUUUAAGAUGAAGGAGAAAGAGCAUGGAAUGAAAGGCGAGGUAAAGAAGUCCUGGUUCUCCUGGUUCCCAUUCUCCCGAAAACAGAAAGAGAAACAAAAAGUCGACGAUCCUCCUACGGAUGAUUUGACUCCACGGAAAGUAACUGUAAAAAAAGUUUCUUUUCUGGAAGUCUUGAAGGCCGUGCGGGAUAUCGUGACCGAAUUCAAGGCCUACGUUGAUCAAAAUCCGAGGGAGAUCGAGGCCUUGAAGAAGCUAAGGAACUCCUGCAUCGGCGAGUUCAUCGUCAUCGUAAUUUACUGCGGCCUCGGGGCGUUCGCAUUCAGAUUCACCGAGGGAGCUUUCGAGACGUUCUACAAAUGCGGUGUGAAACGUGUGAAGAGGGACUUUCUUGACAACCUCUGGAACUAUAGCCACAAUAUGAGAGAGGAAGACUGGAAGAGCAUGGCACGGAGGAAACUUAUGGAGUUCGAGGAGCAGCUGCACAGCGCUCACGAGGCUGGGGUCCAUUCUUACAGUGGUCAGAAGAACUGGACAUUUUUGAACGCCCUCGCCUUCUGCAUCUCCGUUAUUACAACCGUCGGUUACGGAGACAUCGCGCCGAAGACUCAGGCAGGAAAGGCGAUAACGAUAGUCUACGCCAUAUUUGGUAUUCCGAUGUUCUUGAUAAUACUCGCUGAUUUCGGCAAGCUCUUCACUCGAGGUAUGAAGUUCCUAUGGGCCUUCGUACGGAGGGUCUACUACACCGGAAGCUGCCGUAAAGUUAGAAGAACAGGACCUGUUCAGGAGGUAAUGAAAGGGGUGCAGCUGGUGUACGACUUCGCGACCUUCAGAAGACCGUCGCAGAUGAACCCGGAAGAGGUUGAGGAGAUCCAGAGACAGCAGACGCAGACGAUACUGAAUUUGGACGGGAACUUGCCGCAGCCGGAAACUCCGGGCACACCGGCGAUGUCGAACUUUGUAAUCGAUGAUGAGUUCAAUCUUCCGAUAUCAGUCGCUAUCUCCAUUCUACUCGGUUACAUUUUCGUCGGUGCAACUGUCUACCAAAUUUCCGAAGGAUGGGGAUUCUUCGAGAGCUUUUACUUCGUCUUCAUAUCCAUGAGCACCAUCGGAUUCGGCGACUACGUACCUCAGAAUUCACUGGUCAAGAUGUUGUCGCUUGUCUACCUGUUCUUCGGUCUUGCUUUAACAUCUAUGUGUAUCAACGUUGUGCAGGUGAUGCUCUCAGACUCCUUUAAAAAAGCAAGUCAGAAAAUAGGCGCCUCGAUCGGAUUCGAAGUUGCGGCAACUGACGGUGCCGAGGGUGCGGUGGUGGAGGUUUUGGGUGAGGAUGAUCCGGUUGAUGAAGUACAAGUUACGGUCAAAGAGUUCGAGAGCCAAGAAGAGAUUGCCGCUCCUAAGGCGAAACCGGAAGUCGACGACUUGUAGGCUGCGUUUGAGUUCCUAAAAAUGACGGUAAUGAGAAAGAAAAUUGGAAGUAAUAGACGCAGUAAAAUAAGGAAAAAGAAAAAUCGAAUUCAAUGAUAACGAAGCAAAUUAAAACAGUUGAAUAUAAAGUUACACAAAAUGUCGCCAAUUGCUGCCGUAAAACGAACGAUAUUUAAUUACCAUACGUUUCGACGCUAAUCUUGCCACAUAUUACAUUACAUACGCAUUAUUAUACCUAAGCAUUACGUACGUUUAUCUAUAAUAAAAAUCUGAUUGUUGCCAUGAUAAUAAUAAUAAUAAUAACAAACGCACGUGGCUAAUGGAUGGGCUUAUCGGGGAUUUAUUUUCCGAUGUCGGAUUAGGCACGUAAUUCCAUACAUUUUUUGAGUCAACUUGGUUCAAUCGAGGAAGUUUUUUAUCAGAACAUCGUAAAAAUUUUUCGGACCGAAUAGUUGUGAAAAAAUAGGAAAAAAAAAAAAUAUUCCUCCUUCACUGCUUGCUCGAUCGUCAAUCGUCGAUUGUGCCGUAAAUUAGUCCAAUCACGAAAAUACGACUAUCAAGCUCAUACUACAGUACGAUUUUUCAUAAUCCGAAACUCGGUUAUGACAUAUAACGAAUAAGUAAAAGUAACUUAAUACAGUUACUGUGCUCAGAGAAACUUAUUUAUUUGUUUUUUUUUUCUUCCGUAGAACAAAGUUUUAUUCUACUGACAAUAAAUGUAAUUUUAUUCACAUUUUCAUUAAUGCCACGAUCGAUUAAUUAUCAUCAAGACAUUCGCCGAAUUUCUUUACACCUUUAUUUUUUGUAGUUUUUAGACCGUUUUUUACGCUAUUAUACAGCUGCCAUGCGAGCUUCCGGAUAAUACAAUAUAAUCUUCUCGAUUGCAUUUAAUUGAGGGAUAGAUUUGUUUUAUCUUUUUUCUUAUGGAACGAAUGUUUCAAUGUAACGAAUGUGCAACUAUUUAUCGUAAUAUAUUAAUUGAGUGCUCGUAGAAAAUAUCGAAUAAUGCGGUAUGUUUAUAAUUUUUGAAUAUAUAAUGUUCGCUGUAUUAUAUUAUAUUAAUAAGAAUCUGAAAUGUAGUGCUGCAAACGCACCGAAAUCUUGUGCCUUUUACGACGAAAAAUAUUUUCUUUAACAAUUAUUCUAGUCUUUAUUGCAAAUACAUGCAUGUGAUAUAUUUAAUAAAUGAAUAUAAAUAAAUACAUACAUACGCGCUAAGAAAUGUAUUUAUAUCAUACUCAUAUGGUAUAAGUUUGCGUUUAUACAUAUAACUUUACUUCGUUAUUCUUCUUCCAACUGUUAUCACACAAGAUCAAUUAAUUACCACUUUUAUGCUUUUGCCACAAACUGCACGUGAUCAAAGUCAAUAACUAUUGUAUAUUUAUAUCGUACAAUAUGCAUUGUUACACGUAUAAUAAUCUCAUACAGAUAUUCGCAUAUAUUAUGUAGGAUACAUGUGUGUGUUGGGUUACGAAUUAUGACGAAAAAUAAAAUAAAAAAAAAAAAU
Neodiprion fabricii is the source of this 4320-nucleotide messenger RNA. RefSeq lists its product as uncharacterized. Gene Ontology annotation, cellular component: membrane. Gene Ontology annotation, molecular function: potassium ion leak channel activity. The transcript is spliced from 5 exons. Gene Ontology annotation, biological process: potassium ion transmembrane transport; stabilization of membrane potential. The record is from RefSeq and is a predicted model, not a curated record. Lineage: Eukaryota; Metazoa; Arthropoda; Insecta; Hymenoptera; Diprionidae. Bases 156 to 2813 code for a protein of 885 amino acids.